This is a messenger RNA of Arctia plantaginis, 1656 nucleotides long. NCBI's taxonomy places the organism in Eukaryota, Metazoa, Arthropoda, Insecta, Lepidoptera, Erebidae. The record is from the annotation of a GenBank genome assembly.
AUGGUAAAGUGGACCGAAGACACAACCUAUAAAUUUGUGCAGGAGUAUAUAAAACAUGAAUGCCUUUACAACUGUAAAGCCCCUAGGUACAAAAUUAAGGGAGCCCGAGAUACGGCCCUUGUACGUAUAAGUGAAGCUAUGAACAUACCAGGGUUUGGAAGUAAAGAAGUUUAUACUAAAAUAAGAAACUUGAAGUCUACAUAUGCGCAAGAGGCUAAGAAAAUUAAACAGAGUACAAAAUCUGGAGCUGGAACAGAUGACGUAUAUAUUCCACAAAUAAAGUGGUUCAAACUAUUAGAUGACGCUUUAAACGAUGUAAAUAUACAGUGCCGCGACUCAGGGAGUAAUAUGGACAAUGACACUGUUAAUAGCUCAAAGGGAAAUGACAAUUCUGCACUUACAGUACAGCUUCAAACAGCUCAUGCGUCACCAAUAAUUCCACAGCCAAUCACUCCGGAGCGAACAGCAAUUAGUCCACAACCAAGCACUUCAAUUCAAUCAACAUCGUCUUGUUUAUCUUUUUCUCCCGCUGAUAUUUUACCGAAGCCUCGUGUUGCAAGAAAAACCACUUCAAAUCCUCGUCGAGGCAAAAGUGCUAUUAUUACUUCAUCACCUUAUAAGACAGAACUCGAAGAAAGUAAUGCCAAAAAACAGGUUAAGAAAAAGGUGCCGAAACCAAGUGGUGGCAUUUCUAAUACCAAAAAGAAAAAGAUUUCAGACGAUAUGUGUAUUUAUUGCACUGAAAUAUAUGGUAAUACGCGAAGAAGUGAUGCUUGGGUGCAAUGUCUUCAGUGUAAGGGAUGGGCCCAUGAAGGCUGUAAUGGUUGGGAACUCGAAGAUCUUGAUGAGUUCCAAUGCCAGCUGGAUUCUCAACAUGAACAACUUGAUGGAGAGGAACUUUCCACAUCCCAACGCAAUCAAUCUGCUGUAAUAAAUAACCCCGACGCAACACCUGAAUCUCAACCUAAUCAAGAUGAAGAAGAACAAAGAAAAUCGCCGAUUCCUCGUAAAAGGACAGUACGGGACCUCAGUCGUUUGGUCAAUAAAGUGAAGAACGUGGCCGACUCAAUUAACACACGCAUGCCAACAGAAACAAAAACAGAAACAGAGUUCGAUAUAUUCGGGAAAAGUGUUGCUGCCCAGCUUAAAAGUUUGCCAAUCCACAAAGCAGUAGAAGGACAGAUGUUUAUUCAAAAUUACCUGAGUAAUUUACGUCUCCAAAAAAUGGGCCACGAAACAUCUAACUACGUAUAUAGCCCUUCUCCAACUUCUAUGUACCAGUCUUCACCAUCACUACCACCACGAGACUCUCCUUACACACAACCACCACGACACUCUCCUUACACACCAACACCACGACACUCUCCUUACACACAAACACCACGACACUCUCCUUACAAACAACCAACACAACACUCUCCUUACACACAACCACCACAACACUCUCCUUACAUACAACCACCACGACACUCUCCUUACAUACAACCCCCACAAUCUUCCACACCAGAUACUACUAAUGACAUUGAUAACAUUUCUGAUGCUGACCACUGUCUCAACGACAAUGCAAUAACUAUACAAUCUGAAAACAAUGCAUCUCAAAUGUCAAUUGCAGACCAGGAUGACAGAUUGGCACGGGCAGUUUCGGGUAUUUACUAA